This is a messenger RNA of Rangifer tarandus platyrhynchus (Svalbard reindeer), 2100 nucleotides long. The record is from the annotation of a GenBank genome assembly. NCBI's taxonomy places the organism in Eukaryota, Metazoa, Chordata, Mammalia, Artiodactyla, Cervidae.
AUGAGGCUCGUCUGCUCCCUGCUGUGCGCGGCCGCCCUGGGGCUGUGUCUGGCUGUCCCUGAGAAAACUGUGAGAUGGUGCACCGUCUCGAAUCUUGAGGCUAGUAAGUGCUAUAGUUUCCACAGCAAUAUGAAGAAAGUCCUCUCAGUGGAUGGUCCUCAGGUCACCUGUGUGAAGAGAACGUCUUACCUUGAUUGCAUCAGGGCCAUCGCGGCACACGAAGCAGAUGCUGUGAUGGUGGAUGGCGGUUUGGUCUAUGAGGCAGGCCUGAGGCCCUACAACCUGAAGCCUGUCGUGGCAGAGUUCUAUGGGUCAAAAGAUGAUCCACAGACUCACCAUUAUGCUGUAGCUGUGGUAAAAAAGGGCAGCAACUUCCAGCUGAAUCAGCUCCAAGGCAAGAAGUCUUGCCACACAGGCCUGGGGUGGUCUGCCGGCUGGAACAUCCCCAUGAGGAUACUUCUUCCCUCUGACUGGUCCCAGGAAGCAGCGGCCAAGUUCUUCGUGGGCAGCUGCGUCCCCUGUGCGGAUCAGUCGAACUUCCCCCAACUGUGCCAACUGUGUGCGGGAAAAGGAAUGGACAAGUGCGCCUGCUCCCACCACGAACCGUACUUCGGCUACUCGGGGGCUUUCAAGUGUCUGCAGGACGGUGUGGGGGAUGUGAGCUUCGUGAGGCAUCUGACGGUAUUUGAGAACCUGGCUAACCAGGCCGACAGGGACCAGUAUGAGCUGCUCUGCAGGGAAAACACCCGGAUGCCUGUGGACGCAUACAAGGGGUGCCAUCUGGCCCGGGUCCCUUCCCAUGCUGUCGUGGCCCGAAGUGUGGAUGGCAAAGAAGACUUGAUCUGGGAGCUUCUCAAUCAGGCUCAGGAACACUUUGGAAAAGACAAGUCAGCAGAAUUCCAACUCUUCUACUCUCCUCAUGGGAAAGACCUGCUAUUUACAGAUGCCACCAUUGGGUUUUUAAGAGUCCCACCUAAGAUGGAUGCCAAGCUUUACUUGGGAUAUGAGUAUUUCUCGGUUAUUCAGCAUCUGGGGAGAGAGGCAGAAGAUCCCCAGAGGGUGAUGUGGUGCACAGUGGGCCAUCACGAGCAUGUCAAGUGUAACCAGUGGAGUGCGCUGAGUGGGGGCAUCUUGAAGUGCACGAUGGAGGAGAGCACCGAGGACUGCAUUGCUGCCAUCGCGAAAGGAGAGGCUGACGCCAUGAGCUUGGAUGGAGGCUUCAUCUACACAGCGGGCAAGUGUGGUCUGGUGCCUGUCCUGGCAGAGAACUACUUGUCUCAAGAUGGCAAAGAGCAGCUUGGGUCUAAGUGUGUGAACACACCCAUGAAAGGUUAUUACGUCGUGGCAGUGGUCAAGAAGUCAGAUGCCGACCUAACCUGGAACUCUCUGCGAGGCAAGAAGUCCUGCCACACUGCAGUUGGCACUUCUGCUGGCUGGAACAUCCCCAUGGGUUUCAUAUACAAUCAAACUGGGUCAUGUAAAUUUGAUGAAUUCUUCAGUCAAAGCUGUGCCCCUGGGUCUGAUCCGGAGUCCAGCCUCUGUGCUCUGUGCAGAGGCAGCUUUAAGCCAGCCCACAUGUGUGCUCCCAACAGCCACGAGCAGUACUACGGCUCCAGUGGGGCACUCAGGUGUCUGGUUGAGGAGGGAGAUGUGGCCUUUGUGAAGCACCCCACAGUCCUGCAGAACACUGAUGGAAAGAACCCUGAAGCCUGGGCGAAGAAUCUAAAACACGAGGACUUCCAGCUGCUGUGCCUCGAUGGCUCCAGGAAGCCUGUGACUGAGGCUCAGAGCUGCCACCUGGCCACAGUCCCAAGUCAUGCUGUGGUCUCAAGGAAAGAUAAGGCAGAUUUUGUUCGCAGAAUGCUCUUCAACCAACAGGAGCUCUUCGGAAGAAAUGGGUUUGAAUACAUGAUGUUCCAGAUGUUUAAAUCCCCAGCCAAGGACCUGCUCUUCAGUGAUGACACAGAAUGUCUGGCUAACCUUCAGGACAGAACAACUUACCAAAAAUACUUAGGGCCAGAGUAUCUUCAGGCUAUUGCUAAUGUGAGACAUUGCUUACACUCAGAACUUCUGGAUGCCUGCACAUUCCAUGGAAAUUAA